This is a messenger RNA of Trichogramma pretiosum, 1155 nucleotides long. Its product is annotated as ankyrin repeat and SOCS box protein 7-like. The transcript is spliced from 3 exons. Bases 1 to 1155 code for a protein of 384 amino acids. NCBI's taxonomy places the organism in Eukaryota, Metazoa, Arthropoda, Insecta, Hymenoptera, Trichogrammatidae. Gene Ontology annotation, molecular function: protein binding. The record is from RefSeq and is a predicted model, not a curated record.
AUGGUGUUGUGUUGUGUUUACAUGAUUGCUCAGGCGCUUGGCUCUACUCAUUUCGGGAACGUGACGGGUGUAAGAGAAAGACGCAUUGGCGUGGCCAGUAUGGGUGCCGUGGGUGCCGCGGCACCCCCACUAAUUUUGAAGGAGCGAAGGAGCUUCGUCACCCCCCACUUCUCUACCAAUGCAUUCAACUUAAGGAGGUUCCCUUGCAAAGUUCGCCAGAAUAUAGCUAUGUUCACCCAUCGUUUCUUUCAAACGUCAACGGAUCCCGAAGACAUGGAAGAGUUAAGCCAAGUCUAUUUGGCAAAACUGAAGAGUUUACGAGAAGAGUUUAAUUGGGAGAACGAACAGGACAGAUAUUCAUUUUACUUCCGUCUUACACUGUUGCUGCAAGAUUGGAAAGGCAACCUUCCGAAUUUACGAGACUUUUUUCGAGGCGAAGAAAUCGAUUAUUUUCUCUUGGAGGCCGUAAAAAAGAGGAAGGAAGAAUUAGUCAACUUUGUGGUCCGCAACGGUUGCAGGGACGAGCCCGAGUUAAAUGAAGAUGGCAAGCCGUUGUCACUGCGUCGAACCACUUAUUACUCCGACGAAUCUGGAUACACACAUUUCCACGUGGCCUUCAAGUACGGCCUCGACGAUGUAAUUCAGGAAUUCCUCGAGCUCGGCCAGGACCCCAAUUGCAUCGUAAAAAAAACUGGUGACUCGCCACUACACUUGGUUCUGAAUCAGGACUUUCGGGUCAAGAAGCUGAUGGAGUUGCUGCUGAGACACGGUGCCGACCCGAAUUUGGCCAAUAAGGAGGGAUGGACACCUUUGCACGUCAUUUGCGAGUAUUUCAAUUCUCGAUUGAUCAAGGCAUUUUUUGAAAUCACCGAUGCGAAUCAUCUAACGAUACAGAUCGACGCGAAGGACAAGUUGGGUCGUACACCUAUUCAAUUAGCUGUAGCGAGUCUCAGUCCAGAUGUUGUCGAUGUAUUUUUGAAUCGUGGCGCCAAUAUGAAUUUCGCAUAUGAGGAGGGAUUGACACAUUUGCACUUAAUUUUCAAGAAGUGUGAAAAUGUUCAAUGGAUAAAGACAUUUUUCGAGAUCAUCGAUGAAAAUAAUCUAACGAUAGAGAUCGACGCAAAAGACAAGUUGGGUCGGACACCCCUUCAAUAG